Messenger RNA from Dermacentor andersoni, 11232 nucleotides. Its product is annotated as monocyte to macrophage differentiation factor 2. Gene Ontology annotation, cellular component: membrane. The record is from RefSeq and is a predicted model, not a curated record. Lineage: Eukaryota; Metazoa; Arthropoda; Arachnida; Ixodida; Ixodidae.
GCCACGAGAUAAGGAACGAGCACGCAAGCAAGCAAGCCCGGUGCAUGCAACCGAGGUUCUAGAAGCCCGUUGUGCUCGGUUCGUCCUCCGCCGCAUACUCUUCGCACCUCAGAGGCCCCGCUUCUAAGCCCUAUAGCACGUCUUCUCGCCGUCUCGUUGAGUCAUCUGGGGCCAUUACGGUCGCGUACGGCCAUUUCGGCGCCGAGGAAGAAGACGACGGAAGGGGGGCCGUCUGCGUGCCACCGCAUAUGUGUGGCAUCGGCUUUCACCACCGCCGAGCCACCAUGGCGGCUCGCCGCCCCAACCGCUAGGCCUGACGCCGGAAGCCGUGUGGGCGGUGAGCAGACGAUCGAGGAACUCAAAACCCUGAAGUUCGCGCGACCAAGCCGUAUACCCGGAGCAUCCGCGAGUACCUAUCUGCGAAGAAACAAAAUUAUGGCGUCCGGCGCGGGCGGCCUCCUCCUGCAAGUCGGCUUUGCGGCAGCGCUGCGGCGCCGGCGGCGGAAGUGAGCCCUCGCGGACGCGGCGACCGCAGCGGACCAGCCCCGAGCGGCACCGCGCGCACGCACACGGCUUUGCGGGCCGCUCUUGUUUUCGUCGAGACCCGGGCGAGACACCGAGGGUAGUGGCUGCGAGCCGUGCUCGUCGCUAGGCCUCACGACGCCCGUCUCCCGUCUCCCGAGCAACGCACCCGUGUGCCAACUGCGCGCACACACUGGCGUUCAUGGUUAACCGUGACAGGCGACCGGCCGGUCUUGACUUUGACGGCGACGGCGACGAGAUGAAGAGGGCGAAGCUGCCGAAUGACUUGACUUCGUCGCAGGACGACAGAUGACGUGCACCACAGAUGGCGACCGCAGGAGUGAACGGCGCCAUGGCACGGUACCGCUUCUUCUCAAGGCUGAUGAACCCUCGGCCGACUGGGAACGAGCCGUACGUGCCAACGGAGGUGGAGCACGUGGCCAACAUCAUCACGCACGCGCUGAGCAUCCUGCCAAGCUUCUUUGCUCUCAAGUUCCUGCUCCAGCGCGCCCACACCCCGGCACACCUGACGGCCGCCGUGGUGUACGGAAUCGCCCUGGUCUUGCUGUUCGUCACCUCGUCGCUCUUUCAUUCCAUACACUUCCUCGGAAAGCUCAGAACUCUCAAAAUGAUCUUACACCGGUGCGACCGUGCUGCCAUCUACAUCUUCAUCGCGUCGGCCUACACGCCCUGGCUGCUGCUACGCGAGUACAGCUCGUGGGGCCAGAAGCAGCUGUACGUUGUUUGGUUCCUCUGCGUUCUAGGCAUCACCUACCAGAACAUAUUUCACGAGAGGUACAAAACUCUCGAGGUGCUCAUCUACAUAGGCUCAGCCUUGUUUCCCGCUUCCGCAACAUUUUCGAUGCGGCCUCUGACGGGCCUCAAGGAGCUGCUGUUCGGCGGCCUGCUCUACUUCGUGGGAGUGGUGUUCUUCAAGUCGGACGGCCGCGUACCGUUCGCGCACGCCAUCUGGCACCUGUUCGUCAACGCGGCCACGCUGGUGCACUACCACGCCGUGUACCGGUACCUCUUCCGGGCCGCCCAGGUCGCCCAGGCCACGCAGGCCGCCCAGGCCGCCGCUGCGCACGAGCACCACGACUAGCGGUGGUCGCCGGAGAUGCGGUGGUGACGGUGACACCCGACGAACCGUCGUGUGAUCAGGCGCGCCGUCCAGCGGACCAUUCCUCCGGAACUGGUCUCGUAACGCCGACGGCUGCUGCGGUUCCCUCAACAGGAUCAUGGCUUCGCUCGGGACCGAUUUCUUCCACGCCUGGUCGUGUCCCGGACCCACGCCUGCACGAGGAGCUGUCGUCUCUUCUGUAUGGUUCGUGGACUGGCCUAUGUAGGCGACUAUAGCUUCUUGUUGCCAGGGGUACAUGCUGUUCAGGUCUGGACCAGGUCUGUACGGAGGCAGUCGUCUCCGGGACUCCUGCUGGCCCAUGACAAGCUUUCUUGUCUCGAACCGGUCCUCCGCGGGGCUGGUCUUGUCCAGGACGGAGCCUUUGUCCUUUCCAGGACCGAUGCUGACUUCAACCACGAGCUCGCUAUCCUGGUCAGGAUUGUGGCUCCCUCCCAUCCGGGACCGGCAUUCUACUGGACUGACGUGGCUCUGCAGUGGCGGGCAUUCUUUCCAAGACUGAAGAAGUUCUGCAGGACCAAUGCACUCCGCAAGAUUAACCGGUGACCUCGCGACUGAUUGCCCACUAGAUGUAGCCGCCGGGUGUCUAUAUAAGGGCCGCGUAGAGAUUAACAGCGGCGAUUACUGUUUACAAGGGAUACGCCGCGUGGCGACAAUGAUCUCAGCUCGAGACUGCUUCUUUUUUGUUUGUUUUUCAACGGGGCGAGCGUAAUGGCUGUGAUUUCAAAAAUAGAAGGGUUCAGCGGGGAUGACGACGAUGACGUUUUGAAUAGAAAUUGUGCGCUGUUGUUUUAAGUGCGUGUGAUGUGCAAAAAGCCGGCGGGUUCUGCGUAGAAGCCGAAGUUAGAAGAUAUACGAGUAUUUGCCGCACUCUGCAGUCACCGAAUAAGGUGUCCCAUAAGGGUCAUAAUAUGAACACCUUGUGUGCGUCUUUAACAUGUACAACUGGAGGCAUGCUUUGAACUAACGACAUUGCUCUCUAUAGCCACCAUCUCUAAUUGUGAGAGAGAAAUCGCACACCCCAGGCGUUAGGGUGCUAUAAUAUAUAUAUAUAUUUUUAAGGAGCUGAUUCGGGCCAGUGCAAAGUCGGGUUCUCGGACGACAACAUUCGGCAAUGUUAAUUAACGUGACGUAACAGUGAACGCUGUGGUAUGACGUAGUGGAGGGAAGUAUUUGAGUAUUGAGGGCACUGGUGUUUCUGCUGCUCGUCGCAUCGAUGCACGAUGCGAUGCGAUGCGAUGCGAUACACACGAUGCGAUGCGGAAGAAGAGAGAAAAUCGGCCUUGGCGAAGUAAGAGAAAUCAUAUAAACAUGCAGAAAUAAAAGAAAAAAAGAAAAGCCAGACGGCAAAUAGACUUUUUCGUAGGCGCUUCUUCCUCUUCAAGCUGUCUUAAUACGACAAAAAGAAAAAGAGGGAGAGAAAAUGCGUCAGAUAAAAAGCGUAUCCGUCUGGUCCUCUGGUUUUGUCUUUGCGUUGUGAGUAAUUACAAAGAGGCCUGUUCACAAGCCUAAAACUCGAUGGCUCGGCAGUUAGUACACCACGUCCGUUUUCAAUGGUUUGUAGCUGAUCGUCAUACACCAAGAGCAACAUUCCCGAAAGUUGCCGUUUCAGAAGACGGCGUCAGCUUUAUUAUGCACGACUACUUUAUAGUCGCGAUAUUCUCAAUGAGAGCCUUUAAGGGGACACUAAAAGAACUCAUGUCAGAUUGGUGGAUUAUGCUUUAGAUAGAGAAAUCACUAAUCAAGGAGGGUAAACGAAUUUGGCUGAAUUCCGUAGCGUUGAUAAUUCCAGGUGUGACGUCAAGCAUUUGAAAGUGGAGCUUUCAAAAACAUCUAGCGCAAAAAAAAACAUACAAAAUUAUUUCAUAGAUUUUAUGUGAUGCAGUGCAAUUCCACCCCCCCCCUCCCCAUUUUUAACAUGACCAAAGAUUCUCGACCAAAUGUCUUAGUAUUAUGCAUCACUGGAAUCUCUUUCAUGGCUCUGAUAAUGUUACUGCCCCUAUUUUACGGUGUUCUUGAUUUUAUAGAACUGUGAGCUAGAGUUGCCGGUAAGAGCCAGCCAUCUGGUACUCUGAGAUAAAAGAAAAUGUAAUGUGCUAGUGCGUCUUGAGGAACCUAAAAGAUGAAAAAUAUAAGUUAAGCAGUACUAGUAAAUUACGUGAUACAAAACCAAAACAGUCACUCUUACCGUGGGAGAGGCUCGCGAAAGCCAGACAAGACGCAAGGACAAAACACAGCUGGCGCCGCCGCCGUGAAUUUCCCGCACUAGUUCGCCCAGACGUCACGGAUUUUGACGGCGACUGCUUGGGGCUAGUUAACUGCGUGAAGAAUAAAAACAUGCUGCAUUGUAUCCCAAAGAAGCCGAAGACUGAACUUAGCAAGUUUCGAUAACGUUUACUGCGCCACAGAAAGGCCCAAAUACGAGAAAAUACUUUCAAAUCUGUGACGUCACACUGACGUAUACGACGCUGAUAUUUCGGUGCGAAAUUUAACAUAAUCUUUUUUUCUUUUAGUGCGAACCUCUUACCGUUAAAUUAACGAAAACAGAGUCUUUAGAGGAUGCGUUGUCACUGUAAACUGGUGUUGCUAUUUAGUGUCCCUUUAAUGUGCAUUCAUAGCUAGGCGCGUUGCUACAAGUUGCGGCUACCAUGACACGGAGACAAGAUACUCAGCGCGCGUCCGGGCUCAAAGAUUAAAGACGUCUUGCACAUACUAGAAAGCUAGAACCACAAUGCCAAAGCGUGCUAAAAGAAAGAACGACUAGCUAGAGACGACUUGCCCAAGGCGAAUACGAUCUCAGGCGUACAGCUUCCGACUUAAGCUAUGCAACGCAUGCCUAGUUAUAAAGUCACGAAAGAGAGUGAAGAAAUCGGGAAGCACACUAUUUUUUACGGUGCUCAGUCCAAAGGGGGCGCUCGUGCGUGGUGCGAUGCACGUGUUUUACAUGGUGCGAAGAUGAUGUCCUAAGUGCAGCCUUAAUGACAAUGUUCUGAGAAUGAAUGGGGCUGCCUGGACAGAACUAGGCGCUCUAGCCGCGUUAAAAGAUGUGAGUAAUGAUAUUGGUAUGAACUCGUCCUAAGCCUCACGUACGUACAAGGACGUUGACUUGAUGAUUGAUGCCUUGUCGACGCGCAUGCGCAUACGCAGCCUCAGUGAUUUUCAUGUGCGCCAAGGAAAGAGGCUUCGUGAAGUAUUACAGGGUUGACGCGCCGGGCUUACGAAGCGACAACCACAUGGAGCGUAGUUCGGGCGUAUCUCACGCGCAGUUUCGCCGUGCGCGUAUCACGGCACGCCAUGAACAAGGCGAAACAGCAGUUUAAAUGCAUUUCAUGCAGCUUCUGAUUAAGCGGCAGCCACAUCGCAGGCAUUUCGUAUCACACGUGGGCGAUAGCGUGGGUCGCAAUACCGACGCUGAGAAACAGCGCGUGAGAUGCGCGUGAAGUACGCUUCAUGUAGUUGCCGUUUCGAGCUGCGAGUCGUUCUAAGAAUACGGGUGAGAGGUGAUGUAGCGGACGUUUGCUUAGAGCUACGGGGACAUACGAGAGAAGUUAUCUCAGGAACGAAGACUGAUGGCUAUAUACUCUUAUCACAGUGCUAUAAGGCGACUUAGAAGCGGAUCUCGACGUCAUCAUUUCUUCGAAUUAUAGCCUCCGAGAUUGGUCGGCGCAGAUUUCGUGCUUAUACCAUGCAUGUAUACGAGUAUAUGUACACCGACAGAAAGAUAUAUGCGAGCUUUAGACGCAGUAAGGGGGUGGAUUGUGCGUGUGGCAGGUGCGACUGAAUGGAGCUCUCACAAUGAUAGGCGAAGAGUAACAUCGCCUCCGGUUGUCCUCGAUGUGAGUGACAACUAUCAGUAGAGAAAUAGUGCAGACCGAGACAACGUGAUAUGCAGCACACAGGACAAGGUGUCGAUUAAAAUUUAAUCUCGAACCCGCUAGCUUUUGACCAAUUAAGUGACCAAUUGGUCGCUCGAAAGAAACGCGCGCAGUACGCAUUGUACGGUUGCACUUUACGAUCCCAGCUACUGUAAAGAAGGCGCAUACCCUCUUGUGCCCAUUCGCUAUCAGUUGAGGCUUGCGCUUUCGCUGUUACGGUAUGUAACGUUAGCGUUCUACCGUUACAGCUGCCGAUACCGCCUGCCGCUGGCUGUGCAUGCGCAAAGAGAAGAAAAGGGUAUCUGUAAAUCGGCAACGCCAGGCUUAUUAUUAUAAGAUGAAGACUGAGAUUCACUCUAAGAUGAAUAGAAACUUAACAAUAGUCGAAGAAGAGAUGUCACUGGGACCAACGUUUCGACAAGGGGACAUUGUCGCCCCGACGAAGCAAGUCCGCUUGUCGAAACAUUGGCUUUAGCGAACAUCACUUGUUCUAGCAUUGUUAGUCACUGUUCUCUAUGAGUGCAGUAAACGAACAACGCGGUAUGUGCGCAGUUUUCCAGCACGAGCAUACGCAAGUUCGACUACUUGGUUCGCAGUCAACAUGGCGUACAGAGCAGACGGCGGAUUACGUGAUCGUAGAGUUACCGUUUGUAUAGACUCGAAGGAACACGGCGUACAGAGCAGACGAGAGAUGACGUGAUCGUAGAGUUGCCGUUUGUAGACUCGAUGGAAUGGUUUUCCCUUGAGCAUGGUGGUAACACGAUUCCAGUCAUAACGUGCGGGCCGAGUCGAUGAAUAAGUGUUUGCCACGUCCAAAUGCGACGCUUCUCGGCGAACAAUAUACAGGGUGUGUAAGUGCACAGUCAGUGCGUGAAUGAUAAAGUUAUGUAUAGACUCUGCAACGUCUAAGAAGGAUACCCCCCAUGGAGGAAGCAAAAAAGACUAGGAGGAAACGUCCCGUGACAAUAUUGAAGCGUAAGUAGAAAAUAGAAAGGGAACGCUUGUUGGAAAUAGGUCUUCGCCUCUUGAUAGACAAGCGGUAAUUUCUAGCCGCCGGGCGCGAGGAGAGUAUGGGCGAGAGUGGAGCGCAGAGCGGGUGGCAAAGGCCGAUCCUGACGAGAACGUCACUAAACAACACGGCCUCCGAGAUUGGGUGGCUCGGAGGCCGUCUUAAAAGUUACCACGAACCAAUGUCCUGAAAAGUCAGGAAACUUUGGAGGGUCUCCCCUCCCCUGCCUCCUUCCAAAGGGAGGAAGGGGCGACGUCAUGGGAAGUUGGCUCGCUGAGGCUAGCUGACUGACGUCAUGCUCCCAACUAGUUUCUUAUCUUCCUCCAUGGCUAUCCACGAUGGUACUCGCACUCCGUAUCUCGAAACAGCCCUAGAGGUGCACGAUACUCGACUUAACUGCCUUACCGUGCCAAACACACUUAAGCAAGCGCUUUCUCGUAGUAACACUUCAGCCAAAGAAACUUGUGUGUGCGAAGUCAAAUCUCUGAAAGCAUGUUCACUCCCUUUGCUCACUUCCUCCCGACACCCCAGAAAUCGACGCAAGCUGUCGCCUAUAUACACCUAGCAGCUCCAGCUUUUCUUAUUUCCUUUCCCCCUUCCGCAUUUGUUUCUUUUACAAACGCUGCCAAGUACAAAAUACAGCUGCACAACCGUCGGUUGAUACUACUCGCGUUCUGCAUUUUUAUUAUUUUUUUUGUCCUCGACUAUGCCAAACAAACCGUUGAGCGAUUUUCGUGACCGUAGGUGUAGAAAGUCCCAAGUUGUUGUUUCCGAAAGUCACGUUCCUCUUAGCAUGCCGCUCAGGUGCUGUCGAACGCUUAAGUGUGUGGUGCGAAUUGUGAACAGAAGACACACGUGUGUAGAUGGCAAGCGGCAUAUAUAUAUAUAUAUAGGCUUAAUUAUUUCGGUGCGAUGGUGCCGCAACGAGUGCUUACCAGGACAAAAGUAGAGUUUUAGCUAAACGUAAGCGUGUAACUUCGGGCGUGUUCUUGCAUUAUAGUAAACCAGCGCGCAGUACAUAAAUACGACAGAAGACACCGGGAGACGAGAGCUGAACGUUUUCGUCUGCAUCCACAGAUGUCGUCUGCCAAGCAGCUAUGCACUAUAUUUAGUGCAGCUUACCGCGCCUAUAGACUUGUUACGGUAAUUCCGAGUCGCAAGGUAGCAGAGUUUGAACCACUGCUUUGUGGAAAUGAAAUCGCCGUCAAAAUUAUACGCCAGCGGCUAAACUGUAACUAUUCACAAUCUUCGAUCACUAAGUCCUAUACACACUCUCGUGACGCCACAAGUGUCGUCGCCAGAGCAUCCGUUCGUGUAACGUUUAGCUAACUCCCUAUAGUGUACUGUGUUACAGCAUUUUUAACAUUGAAGUGUUCCGUUUCAUCCUUCGCGCGCGACGUUUGUGUGUCUCGAUGCCCGUUUCUCCGCAAACAGUCGCGUGUUAAAAGCAAAAUAUGAGAACAUAGCAACGCAAACUCUAGUCCUUGGUAGUAUAUAUAGCGUACUAGAAUAAUAUUCUGGCACGCCGCUUUGGUAGCUAUAUAUACAAGGUGCUUUGAUAUGCGCUAGGUGAGCAGUGCAGAGGGCCGUCGAAAUAGCAGGUCAAAUUAUUUUCCCGUACCAGAAUUUCGGAGGCGCACGCAAUGAGGCAUAGUAUAAGCUCAGCUGUCACAUGAACGCAUGCGUGCCAUGCACGACUGAAACACUAACGGGACAAUAUUCAAAUGCAAACACACAUGCACGUGAGAGAUGUGCUGGUAUUGUUCAUGAAUGUCUAACGAAGUUGCCGAUGGUUCUUUAUUCCCGUACGAAAGAGACGCGCGUAUACUCGCCUUAGGGAGCUCAUGGCAACGGCACAAAUGUUCGUACUCAAACACGAUGUCCUACAGUUCAUUUCUGAAUUAUCUCGCUCGAGUUUCAUAUUUGUCCAUGCGUGCGCACAUACUGGAUGCCGCGAUCCCACUUAUAAGUGGCCUUCAAUCUAGCCUGUAGGCCCUGCCUCAAAGACGCACUAAAGAUAAAAAAUUACUUGAGCUGUAUGAGUAACUUGUCCAACCACAAUAUCAAAAAAGAAGUCACUCUUACCGCAAGAAGAGGCUUAGCAAUGCGGAAAAUAGGUGCAAAAGCGAGCGACAGGUGGUGCUGCGGCCUCGAAGUUCCGGCAGCAGGGAAAGUUCCGAAGUAGGGAAAGUGACAAAAAACGGGGACGUACAAAAGCAAAGUUCGCAUUAGGGGAUCAGAAAAUGUGGUUGUGGGAGUUGAUAGUGUUUUUUUUUCUUUUUUAACUUGGGUAGGAAAUUAGGCAGUAUAAUAGUAAGGGCUUGGUGGCGCAACCCACUGCCCCGUUCCAAAGGAGACGCUCAUAACAUCCAUCCACCCAUCUGGCACCAGCUCGCCGCGACGUUAUGGUGGCUAGCGACGUCAUAGAUUUGACGGCUUCUUGCUCGAGCCAAUAGUUAAUUUUGUGCUGGUAUGGGCAACAUUGUGUUCUAAAACAGCCAAGGACUGAACUACGCUGGCUUCAAGAACUUACCCCGGACCACAAUCUUCCAAAUGCGAAAAAGAAAAUCCUUUAAAUCCGUCACAUCACGCUGACGUGCCGGUACUCGAGAUCUGAGGCGAAAUUAAAAACAAGGAAUGAUAAUCUUCAUCUGCACUUUUUUUUUGUAAUCAACACGUGACGAAAUUAACGGAGAUAGUUUUGAAAGGAUACUUGAUCAGUCUAUUGCGUUUCGCUUUAUACUGCCCUUUCAAUCGUCAGCACUUCACUGUGGCAACGCGUUGCCGUCAUGGUGACGUCUGCUGCACUGAGCGUCCGACUAUACGAUUCCGACUUAAACAGUGAGCACAUACAAAAUAACAUACGCACCGUCGGGGCAUGCGCAGACGCGUUUACGAAGCGAAUGGCCAAUUAGAGAUUAUGGAACCCUUUGGUAGCGAACACGCUCUAUAUAUAGGAAAGAACACACACACAAACACGUACUUUAGAACUUAUAUGCGCCAUAGAAAGCUUUAGCGAGAGAGCGUGCAUCUUUUGCGAGUGAAGUUAGAUAAAUUGAACAAAUUAACAGGUUUAACACAAGCACUGCGCAUGCUUGAGUUUAGUCUAACGACACUGCAUUGCCUGUUCGUUGUAUAACCAAGAAAGCGCGUUAGACGACUGAGAAUAACACAGCACCGGCACUUCUGGAAGCAGUGGUUUUUUAGGCCUAGCUCUUGGGCGGCGUGCCUCGGUGCAGGGGCGAAGCAUUUAUCGCGUACUUCUUUCUUCGCACACAUUUUAAGUGUGCGAAAGCACGAGUUUGAUGUUUUAUCGUUAGUCCUUGAGGAGCUCGGCCUAAUGUGUUAUACCGAUGGAUAUUGUUGUAACGAUACCAUAAUUACCCGCGCAUCAUGCAUUGCGGGGCGCAGACGACGUGAGACAGCAUUCACGCAGUUAUAGAUGCAGAUAGGGACCAUCGGUGCUAUAGACUGUACGAACAGCUUCUUUACUGUUGCGGGCUAACCGUAACUAUAGGAGCUCGCCGCGAACCGUUUCCGUGUAUGCUGGGUAUACCCCGUGAGCCCUGAGAUAUAUACCGCGCAUGCGCGAAAAUUUCGCAGGCGGUCUUGCAGACGUGCUCCGAAAACUAUACCCCACAAUGGAAAUUUUUUUCGGACUUUGCGGUAACUUGGCUUCGACAUUCAGGGCAUCAUAUGAUAUAUAUGCACAAACUUCGAAACUUUUGAAUGGCAAUCUGGGGUGCAUAUGCAUGCUGUAGAGCGACGCUUAAUUAUCUAAGAACCCGGUUACAUCACUUUCACCGGGCGGUUGGCACUGUAACCACAGAAAACUUCAAAGCAGCAACCACACGACGCGCAUUUCCGGCGUGUAUUAAGCGUACAACGUCGCCCGGCACUGACGCGUCCAUUUUUUUCGGCGGAGAAUGAUAGUGCUGUGUUCCCGGGACAAGAGCUGCGCCACAGUGAUCAAAGUUUGCAGAUAGCUCGUGGUGCGCAUUUCAGCGACGAUAAACGGCGUGGAUAGCGGGCAACGUGAUGCGAACCCGCUUACGCCUAAAACACGCCGGAAAUACGCGCUCCGUGUAGCUGGCGCGCGCUGGCGCUGAUGUAACGGCCACCUCAAUUGCGAUACAAAAAAAAGCGACAUUUCACGUCUGUGCGCCCUAAAUAGGCACUUCGUCCAGCCUCACUCCUUAGGCCUUGAAUCGAACCUCGUGUGCAAGUAACGCGAUGCUGUCACCAUUGAACAGAAACCGCGCAGCGUUGUCGCAGCCAGAAACUUCUUCGGGGGAGGAGGUAUCAAUUUGACCGGGGACGGAGAGGGUGAGCGGGGAGCACGGGGACUGGGCAUACAGGACCCACAUAAACUCAGAAAUUUGUGGGGAAGGGGCACGUGCCCUGUCUGCAACCCCACCCCUUGUCUACGCCACUGAACCGCAGUGAACUGAAGUUGACUCGGCCGCCUUUAAUGAUGAUUGUUCCACGCCCCUUUGCUCAUGCGUCGCACAUGACGUCGUGCCGAAUGCAGUGUUUUCGAAAUAAACGUGCUCUCUCAACUUGGCAGCGACGACGUCAUGACUCCACAGUUCCGAAAAUUUCAGACUGUCCCGAUUUGUGUCGGUUAUAGUUGCUCCGAACGGAACAUACAUAGCUGUACUCUAAUAAAGCUUAUUGAAAGAAAGAAA